Messenger RNA from Aegilops tauschii subsp. strangulata, 1404 nucleotides. The record is from RefSeq and is a predicted model, not a curated record. NCBI's taxonomy places the organism in Eukaryota, Viridiplantae, Streptophyta, Magnoliopsida, Poales, Poaceae.
AUGCAGUACAUCACUUCACUGCACUAUCGCAACAUAUCAACGGCUAAUAUGAUGGGCUUGCUUGGAGAUGCACGGUGUUGCGAUCCAAGGAGUUUGCCGUACGUGAAGACUGAUGUGACAAAUGCAAGAGCAAAGCUGCGAAGGGGCCUGUCAGAGCGUGAUUUGGAGCUGACAAUCGAGUACUUUGAGAGAAGACAAGUGGAGAAUCCCAACUUCUUUUUCUCGAAGCUAGAAGAAGAUAGAGCUGUUAGGGCGCUUUUCUGGGUUGAUGGGAGAACAAGGGCCUUGUAUCCAAAGUACAAAGAUUGUGUGUUUUUUGACACCACAUUCUGCACAAAUCGCUACAACAUGCCCUUUGCUCCGAUUGUUGGCAUUAACAACCACACACAUACUGUUUGCUUGGGGUGCGCUUUGUUGCCUGAUGAGACCAUCAAAACUUUCAAGUGGGUCUUCCAGCAAUGGAUGUUGGCAAUGAAUAACGAGCAUCCGUUGAACAUUAUGACUGAUCAAGACCAGGCAAUGGCUAAAGCCAUCUCAAUGGUAUUUCCAAAUUCAACACACAGAUGUUGCAAGUGGCACAUCUUCCGGGUUGCAAGGACGAAACUAGGGAAGAUGCUGGGCAAGGAUGAGCCUUUUGCUGAAGCAUUCUAUGGUUGCAUCAAUGAUUCAGAUACCAUUGAGGAGUUUGAAGAACGGUGGAAGCAGAUGUGGUCGAGAACAACCGGGCGGUCCGAGGGCCUGAAUUCCUACUUCAAGACUUUAAAUCAUCAUGGAGACUCGGUUUGGACAUUUGUCCAGAAGUUUGAGCUUUGCCAGGAGCUAAUGCUUGAUCGUGAAGACAAUGCUGGCUUCAUCAAUGAAGCGACGAGGCCGCCACUCUGGGGAAAUUACAACAUUGAAAAGCAAGCUGCAGAUUUCUAUACCAGAGAGGGCAGUGUUGGGGUUGCUGCAAUAAAAGCUAGAGAAACUGAUGGGGUUGCAGGAGACGAAGAAGCCCAAGGUCAUGCAAAAAAUGCACAAGUCUCAGGGGGUCCAAGUACAGGUCAGCGGGAUCCACCCCCCGUAGGACUGCGGAACCCACCAAAGUCAGAAAAGAAAGGGAGGCCAAAAGAGAAAGAGAAGCGCAGGAAGCCACUAAUUGAGAUUCGAGAAGAUGAAAUGAAGAAGAAAGCAAAGAAGGACGCAGCGAAAAUGAAGAAAGCUCCAAAGCCAAGGGAAAAGAAGACUCCAUGCAAAUAUUGUGAAGAUGAAGAUCACAACGUGAAGGAUUGCCAACUCCUUGCAGCUUUUCUUGCUGCGAGUGCGAGCGCGAAAGCUCCGGGCGUCGAAACAUUUCUUACACUUGAGGAUAUUUUCAUGAGGGAAAAAAUGAUGAAUUGCCUUGUAACACCCCAUGACUUAUGA